This is a messenger RNA of Dendrobium catenatum, 987 nucleotides long. RefSeq lists its product as uncharacterized. Lineage: Eukaryota; Viridiplantae; Streptophyta; Magnoliopsida; Asparagales; Orchidaceae. Bases 1 to 987 code for a protein of 328 amino acids. The record is from RefSeq and is a predicted model, not a curated record. The transcript has a single exon.
AUGGAAAUAUAUGGAAGACAAGGAUUCUCUGCUUCACAGAAUUCUAUUUCCAAAAUAUGGAAGUAUUCUGGUUGGAGUUUCAAGGAGAGUGGAACUGCUUCAUGGAAGAUUUUAUCAGAUGGAGGUAAUUCUCUUAAACAAAUUAUUAGAUGGAAUGUUGUCAAUGGGAUUAACAUUGACGUUUUCAAUGACACUUGGAUACUGGACAAGAGCUUAAACAAUUGGCCAACCUUUGUUAUUCCACAUGAUGAUAGCAGUUUUCUUGUUUCUAAUUUAAUCAGUAAUGGUAGAUGGAAUGAGGAUGCUAUUGGUAAAAUUAAGAUUAACACCGAUUCAUCUGAAGACAAGAGAGAACUCAUGCAUCAAUUAUGUGGUAAAUCAAUUUUUGGUUUGUUACUUGAAAAAUCUGUCAAUUAUAUGGGCUGUAGAAAUUAUUGGUGCUGGAUUAAAAAAGCAAAGCUGAAUCCAAGGGUGGAAAAUGUUUUGUGGAGGAUUUUCAGUGAUGCCAUUCCCACUAAGAAGCUACUGGUUUAUAAAAGAUUGCUUAACUGGAUUCUAUGCCCGAGAGAUUGUUUUGAAGAUGAAUAUUUAAACCAUGUAACGGCUAGAAGUAAAAAAUUGAAGGAAGUUUUUCUGCAAAUUGAAAAGUGGGGCUUUCAUAUUCAUGUUUUUGAUUCAUUACUGGAAUAUAUCAACUGGUUUUAUAAUCAAUGCUCAUUCAUCGUUAACCUUUAUUGCAAUGUGACUUUCUUCUCUUGGAAAUGUAGGAAUAAUUUGAUUCAUAAUGGUAAAGAAGACAACUCAAUGAAUAUUGGUGCUCAUGCAGUGAGCUAUUCAUCAACUAUGGCUCAAAGAUCUAUUAAUUUCUCGGGUAAAUGGGGUGCUAACCAGCCUUCAUGGCUGUCCAAUAUCCAUUGGCAUCCCCCUCCACCUAAUUGGCUUAAAUUCAAUGUGGAUGCUUCCCUUCUACCUUCUUUUAAAGCGUGA